Molecule: messenger RNA, 1303 nt
Organism: Bicyclus anynana (squinting bush brown)
Lineage: Eukaryota; Metazoa; Arthropoda; Insecta; Lepidoptera; Nymphalidae
Product: phenoloxidase-activating factor 1-like
Exons: 7
Coding region: 99-1262 (387 amino acids)
Biological process (GO): proteolysis
Molecular function (GO): serine-type endopeptidase activity
Source: RefSeq, a predicted model, not a curated record
UCAGUACCAUCAGUACAGUCGUCACAAUCACACAAGUUCUUUAUAACAUAUAAAAUUACGUACAAAUUUAUAUAGAAAUAAAUUUAAUAUAAUCAGCCAUGCUAAUCUUCCAAAUAUUACUAUGCCUAAUUGUGGUCUCCUGUACUGAACAUUUGUUCACAUCCGCUCAGACUCGUCAUUGCGCUGACUGUAUUCCAAUUAAAUCAUGUAAAUCAGCUCUUUACUUCGUACAUAUGAUAUAUCGCUUUAACGGCAGUACGAUAGAUGAUAAAAGACAAUUUAUGAGGAACUCCAUAUGUGGCUAUGACGCAGAUAAUAUAGCAAAGGUAUGCUGCCCAGACUUUCCCUCAGUUGGAACGCCAGUGUCUGAAGGGAUAACAGAGCAAGUAGUUACCGAAGUCUCUCCUUCUGCUGAUCCCAUCGACAGGCAUCGGAACGUGGGUCUGCUACCAAGCUCCUGCGGAGAUAUCGACGGCGCGCGCAUACUCAAUGGAGAGUUCGCUAAGCUGUACGAAUUCCCCUGGAUGGCGUUAAUCACUCAUAACACAAGUACGCACGCUCAUAACACAAGUUAUGCAAGAUCAGAGUUUGCUUGCGCAGGGACUAUUAUUAAUUCAAGAUACAUAUUAACAGCUGCGCACUGUGUUAUCAACAAAGGGAAAAAAAAGAAGCUAGCCGGAGUGCGCAUUGGGGAGUUAGAUUAUAGCACUAAAAUAGACUGUCAAGGACACGUCUUUAAUAUGACAUGUGAGACAAAAAUUCAGGAUAUCGAGGUGGAAGAAGUAAUACCCCAUGAGAAUUUUACUGGAAGCUUAACAUCUUCAGACAUUGCAUUGCUACGCCUCAGCGAACCUGUAAUUAUGUAUAAUAAUGCAGCACCAAUAUGUCUGCCAGUGUACAGUGAACUGCGCGAAAUUAACCUUGAGGGACUAAACGGGACUGUGGCUGGCUGGGGAACCACAGAGAACCCAAUCCGGACGACUUUACUAAGGAAAGUCCAAAUUCCAAUUAAAUCGGCAGAAACCUGCAGCUCUAACUACAAUAAGAACGAUAGAAACUUAUCAUUUUGCGCCGAUGGGGACUCUUGUAUUGGCGACGGUGGAGCACCAUUUAUGAUAGAGUCAGAAUUUAAUGGAUUGACACGACAAGUUCAAUACGGCAUUAUGUCUUACGGAAUGAAAUACUCAUGUCGAAAUUCUCUUGUAUAUUAUACAGAUGUGUCAAAGUAUAUGUUAUGGAUUUUGGAUCACAUUAAAGAAUAACGACCCAGACUAAUAAUACCCAAUACAAUAAAUAUUAAUAU